This is a messenger RNA of Scatophagus argus, 6302 nucleotides long. RefSeq names its product exostosin-like glycosyltransferase 3 (gene extl3). Bases 718 to 3468 code for a protein of 916 amino acids. The record is from RefSeq and is a predicted model, not a curated record. Gene Ontology annotation, molecular function: glycosyltransferase activity. Gene Ontology annotation, cellular component: membrane. NCBI's taxonomy places the organism in Eukaryota, Metazoa, Chordata, Actinopteri, Scatophagidae. The transcript has 6 exons.
GUUUCCCACAAUGCUUUGCAGCGUACUGUCGGUGCUGUUUGUCCAGCCGUCGCUUCAACAAUGCAGCUUUUAAUGGUGCUGUGAGCGGUGCGAAGUGAAAACGCAGCACCACCGCAGCUUUGUCCGGUGGCUGUGGUCGUUCAAAUUAAACACAACGAGAUUUUUACGGUUUGUCAAACCCGCCAGGCCGCUGUGACUCAGUUUUAAGGAUACCCUGGACUCCUCUGCUAGGGUUCCUGUUUUAAGAAGGAAGACUCCAGACAUCAUACCUUUAGAUGAAUUCCUGAUGGGGGCCAGAAAAUGAGCACAACCCAGAUGGAAGAAACUGGCCUACUCAGCUAUCUCACUGACCUGUGAGCAGCAAUGCUGUCCCUGUUUCACACAGUGAGGGUAUUCCCUCUGCAGAUGCUGGAUUGUUUUCUGUCAUAGGUUUGGAACAUUUGCUGAAUCUCAUAGUAGAAAUGGCAUUAGUUAGUGUGGGUUAUGACACAAUAGAGUACAUAUUAGAAUACAGGUGAGGCUGAGCCAAUAUCCACAGGACUUUGCAGAGGAGGUUAACCGCCUCAGAUGACCUUUACAGAAGGACAGAGCUACAGCCCAGCUUUGAUGAUUUAGUAUCAUCCCACUGCCUUGCUGACAAGGUCGUACCAUGGCUGCUGCUGAUCCCCUGAGCAACGGUUCCUUGGUGGGGCGAGGAGCAGACUGAGAGAGUCAACAAUGCAGCGUAACGGAGGUGGGGUGGGUGCCGGUGGACAGCCAUGGGUGUUGCGGCGUGUGCGUCUCACGUGGCUCAGUUUUAUGCUCUUCUUCAUUUUGGUCUUCUUCCCACUCAUUGCCCACUACUACCUCACUACCAUAGACGAAGCUGGGGGUCCCGACAAGCGCAUCUUUGGGCCGAGGCCUGGUGGUGAACUCUGUGAGGCCAAACAUGUGCAGGAUCUGUGCCGAAUCCGGGAGUCAGUCAGCGAGGAGCUGCUGCAGCUAGAGGCUAAGAGGCAGGAGCUCAACGGUGAGAUCGCCCGACUCAAUCUGCGCAUUGAGGCCUGCAAGCGCAGCAUUGACAGCGCAAAGCAGGAUCUGCUGCAGCUGAAGAAUGUCAUCAGCCAGACAGAGCAUUCCUAUAAGGAGCUAAUGGCCCAGAACCAGCCCAAGCUAUCGUUGCCGGUCAGACUGCUGCCAGACAAGGAGGACCCAGGACUGCCACCACCCAAGUCUGCGCGGUCCUGCCGUCUACGCUCCUGCUUUGACUAUGCGCGCUGCCCUCUUACGUCUGGGUUUCCUGUGUAUGUCUAUGACACAGGCUCCUAUCCUUGGGCGGACUAUAUUGACCCGCUGGUGAAGCAGGCUUUUGCAGCUUCUGUUAAGAGCAACAUUUAUGUAACUGAUAACCCGAGCAUUGCCUGCCUGUAUUUGGUGCUGGUUGGAGAGCUGCAGGAGUCCACUUCCUCCACACUGCCAUCUCCUUCAGAGCUAGAGAAGCAGUUAAAAGGUCUUCCAUACUGGAGAUCUGAUGGACACAAUCAUGUACUGGUGCAUCUCUCGAGAAAGUCAAUGACACAGAACUUCCUGUAUAAUGUGAGUACAGGGCGGGCCGCAGUCGCCCAGUCCACUUUCCUGGAGCAACAGUACCGUGAGGGUUUUGACUUGGUUGUUUCCCCUCUGGUUCAUGCCCUCUCAGAGCCAAACUUUUUGGAGGUGCCUCCUCAAGUUCCUGUCAAGAGGAAAUACCUCUUCACCUUCCAGGGGGAGAGGGUGGAGUCACUGAGGAGCAGCUUACAGGAGGCACCCCCUCAGUCUUUUGAGGAAGAAAUGGAAGGAGACCCACCAGCCGACUAUGAUGAUCGCAUUAUUGGUACCUUAAAGGCAGUGCAAGACAGCCACUUGGAUCAGGUGCUGGUAGAGUUCACCUGCAAGAACCCACAGCCCAGUCUCUCAACUGAGUGGGCUCUUUGUGGAGAGAGAGAGGACAGGCUGGAGGUGCUCAAGGCUUCAACUUUUUCCUUAGUAAUAGCUCCAGGGGAUGGACAGCUGGUGGCCUCAGCAGGUUGUGGAAUGAGGCUCUUUGAGGCCCUCGAGGUAGGGACCAUUCCAGUUGUAUUGGGCGACCACUCCAGGCUACCAUAUCACCAGUUUAUUCGAUGGAGUGAAGCUGCCAUUAUAGUGCCCAAGCCUCGUGUCACAGAGCUACACUUCCUGCUGCGCAGCCUGUCAGACAAUGACAUGUUGGCUAUGAGGCGGCAAGGCCGCUUUCUGUGGGAGACCUACUUCUCCACCUCAGAGAACGUUCUUAACACCCUUUUGGCCAGUAUCAGAACCAGCAUCCAGGUUCCUGCUGCACCCAUCAAAGAAGAGCCAGCCCAUGAGAUUCCUCACAAAGCAGGGAAGCUGGCAGGAACUGAUGCCAAUCUGGCUGACAACGGUGACCUGGAUUUGGGUCCUGUUGAGACAGAGCCCCCAUAUGCCUCUCCACGUUUUCUCCGCAACUUCACGUACACAGCUUCAGACACAUACGGAGCGUGGAAUCGGGCUCCUGGGCCUUUUCAUUUGUUUCCUCACACUCCUCUGGACCCUGUGCUGCCAUCUGAAGCCAAAUUCCUUGGUUCGGGUACUGGUUUCAGGCCUAUCGGUGGAGGUACAGGAGGUUCAGGGAAGGAGUUUCAGGCAGCCCUAGGAGGGAAUGUACCUCGAGAACAAUUCACUGUGGUCAUGCUGACAUAUGAGAGGGAGGAGGUGCUGAUGAACUCACUGGAGAGGUUGAAUGGGCUGCCAUACCUCAACAAGGUGGUGGUGGUUUGGAACUCACCCAAGCCUCCUUCAGAUGACCUCCUAUGGCCAGACAUCGGCUUGCCAAUUGUGGUUGUCCGCACAGAAAAGAACAGCCUGAACAACCGCUUCCUUCCCUGGGACGCCGUGGAAACCGAGGCCAUCCUGUCGAUUGAUGAUGAUGCUCAUCUUCGCCAUGAUGAGAUCAUGUUUGGGUUCAGAGUGUGGCGUGAGGCCAGAGAUCGCAUCGUUGGUUUCCCUGGGAGGUAUCACGCUUGGGACGUCAAUCAUCAGUCCUGGCUCUACAACUCCAACUACUCCUGUGAGCUCUCCAUGGUCCUGACAGGAGCAGCUUUCUUCCACAAGUACUACGCCUAUCUAUACUCCUACGUGAUGCCCCAGGCCAUCAGGGACAUGGUGGAUGAAUACAUAAACUGCGAGGACAUCGCCAUGAACUUCCUGGUCUCUCACAUCACCCGCAAACCACCCAUCAAGGUAACAUCUCGCUGGACUUUCCGCUGUCCAGGCUGCCCUCAGGCCCUUUCACAUGAUGACUCGCAUUUCCACGAGCGCCACAAGUGCAUCAACUUUUUCGUCAAGGUGUACGGCUACAUGCCGCUGCUCUAUACGCAGUUUCGCGUGGACUCCGUGCUGUUUAAGACUCGUUUACCCCAUGACAAGACCAAGUGCUUCAAGUUCAUCUAGCAUCGGGCUGGAGUGACCAAGCAAAGAGCCAAGAGCAGAAAGGAUUGAAGGACUGAGAGUAUUCAAAAGAACAGCACUGCAAGCAGUGAUGCAGAAGGAUGGAUGGAUGGCGUGCCGGAUAAAAGCACAGAAGGAAAGUGUGCGGUUGUGAUUUUGCCCGGGGGGGAUGGACAAGUUCACCUUAAAAACUGUUGGCUUGUGGUCUAAUCCACAACCCUACUGAAAAUUUGAAGAGUGGGAGCUGAAAGGAACCACUGCCAACAAAAUAAGCCUUUUCAGUGGAUGUCACUCCUUCUUUUUCAUGUUCUUCAAUCACGCUCAAUCAUCGACCACUACAGAUGUCAUUUGCACCUCUUAACGCCCUGCUGAGGAAAGAGGGCGGUUGUACACAGUGUACAGAAACUCUCCCACAAUAAACCCUUCCUGACAAUGGAGCUAUCAGUUACCGAAUCGCUGACAGACUGAUGUCAGGCCGCUUUCAGCCCAGCAGCCUGUUGACAGUUUCAUCUGGGAGAUCAAAACGUGGCAACGGCACAUGGCUGCCAGUGCACUUUUUUCCCCCCUAUUUUACAGACUGUACUUCUUGUACAUGUACGUGAGAGAAGCACUGAUGGUCAGAAGUAUUUUAUUGAACAGUCUUUCUUUUUUUUAAAAAAAAAAUAAUGUCCUUUAAAAGUGUAAAUCUUUAUGUUUAACAAACAUUUUCCAGAGCCUCUGCCUGUGGGAGAUCAGACAUAGACUUCUCAGUCUGAGAACGAGACACGACCUCCACUGAAGAGUUAAAAUAGGUUGGCCUAAUCAUGUUUAGUAGUGUUAGACGCUUUCCAGAAGGAAUUCACUUCAGCGGUCACCAUAAUGCCUCGAACUUGUCAUGAAAACCAGCCAGCCACCAUUUUGUCAUUUUGUUCUGCUUACAGGAUCUGCACUCUGUGAUGAGUGUUUAAAAUGGCCUGUUUUUUAUGAUAUAGAGUGUUUAUUCAUGUUUGUAAAAUUGGUCCAAGGUUGAAAUAGUCAUGUUUAAAUGUAAAAAUAUUAACCAGUCAACAGUUACAGUGUCCCUUACUGAAGUGCAACAAAGUCAAGAAUCGCAGCUGCCAAAAUCAGUAAUAUGUUUGGAUGUCCAAUUAGGAUGGUAAUUUGGAGGAAAGUCUUCAGUGUCGUUAAAUGUACUGCUAGGAUUAAGGUAAAAAGUUUAGGUUUAAAAUGAAUGAUUUGACAUUUUGGAGGAAAGAAAACUUUUAGCUUUCUGGUGGAGAGAUUGAUGAGGAGAUGGAUGCCUCUCUUGAAUGUGUCCAUUAAAUAUGAAGCCAUGGCCAGCAGUUCUCAGUCCUCCUACGUUAACUGGCCGUAGGCUGUAACUUUCAUCCUUAUAUUUAAUGAACAGGCACAAUCAGAUCAGAUCUUCUCAUCAAACUCUCCAGCAGAGAGCGGGUAAGCGUAUUCCCCCAAAUUGUUCUCUUUAAUUAAUUGUCAGAUCUGGCUUUGCAACAUAAGUAUUAGGUAUGUCUUGCCAUGUUCAUGUUACCCUCCUGCAGAGAAAGAUCCAGGCAGAAACGUUACUUCACAGUGCCGCCAUAUUGGUUUCACUUUGCUUUCUUUUUGUUUGUUUAAAUACCAUUGCUUGUUGAAUGUUUUCUUUGCCAAAUAGGUACGAUGUCUGCUGCUUUACAGUACGAUUUUCAGGGUGCACAGUGUGAAUGAUUGCUGAAGGGAUGCAGUCUGGUACACCCAUAUCCACUCUGCAUGGUACUUUACCAGGAUUGAAUCCAUUGGAUAGCCCUCCCUGUCAUGUAUUGUAAAUCCAAAGUCCUUUUUUUGACCUAAUCAGAUUUAGUUACUGUCAUCUGAACAAAAGAUUAAUCUAGAAGGAUCCCUUUAAAAACAAAAAGGAUUGAGAAAAGUUUAGGACUUUUGUCCCCGAAGUAGGUUCUAACUGUAAGGAUGCUUUUAUGAAACAAAAACUCUCAUAAGUUCAUAGUUCCUGUAUAUUUAUUAAAUAUAUUAUUAAAAAAAAGAAUUUUUUAAAAGCUAUUCAUGACACAUGACGAGAUACUGUACUUUGUUAUUAUGAUUCCUGAUUAAGAGAUCCCGACCUGAUUGAGCCGGCUGCUUACUUCAUUGCCGUGCUAAACUAAACCUGUGCCACUGAAUGCUUGAAGGGGAGCGUAACUGACCUGAGAUCAGCACUCAGUAAGGCAAAUGUGCUUUACAGACAGCAAGACGAUGUGGUUCUUCAAAGGGAGCCCUGUAAUGUGAUGAGCUGAGCUUCUGCUGCAGCCAUUGGACUUGCAUUUGAGUCCCUACCUGCUCCAGGUGGCUGCUGCUCUCUGGUCCCACCAGUGCAAUAGAAAAAUUAACUAUAUUCUCUAUUAACUGUAAAUUAACAAUACAACUAAAACAGAUUCAGAUCUCCUCCUCUGCCGCCACCCCCCACCCCUCCUGAUCGCAUCUGAAAACUUUUAUUGGAGCUUCAGGGGCCAUAUAAAUUACCUGGCUGAUUCUCAACCUCUCCUCAGGUCAUGCACAGGGUUAGCUGGUAUUUUGAACCCUCACAUUCCUCCAAUAACUGGUUCCCACCCUCCCCUCUAGGAUCUGUGGCACAGCUGGUUUUCCGUGGCUCAGAGCAGAAUAAAUUCCCCUGGCAGGCUCCAGUCCCUCCGCUAGGUGUAAAGAUUUGUGAAACUAUGUGCUCCUGGGUCUGAUCCACAACCGUGGGCGAGGCUUCCAGCCACCUGCAGCGCUGCUUGAGCUGUACCAGACUGAUGACAGCAUCAAACAAACCAUUGAAGGCCAGAUAAAUGGAAAUAAAAAUUGGCAACAUUGUUAAAACAUUA